Daphnia magna is the source of this 1521-nucleotide messenger RNA. RefSeq lists its product as uncharacterized. The transcript has 7 exons. The record is from RefSeq and is a predicted model, not a curated record. NCBI's taxonomy places the organism in Eukaryota, Metazoa, Arthropoda, Branchiopoda, Diplostraca, Daphniidae. The coding region runs from base 1 to 1488 and encodes 495 amino acids.
AUGUGGAACGGAGAAGGCGAGGAAGAUUUUCCUGUCGUUGCUGAAGUUCCAGCUACUCGUCGCACCGGUGUUAACUACAACUCCGAACGUGGAUACAUCUACCACAAGCAAAAGACGCUAUUGGACGAGAUCGUCUACAUCUGCAAAAAUCAAAAGAAGGUUAAGGGGAAUUGCAACGCUAGACUCAGGAAAAAUAGACAAACCGGUGUGUUCCGUAAAGAUGGCUCUGCGCACAACCAUCCACCGGAGUCACAUCUGCAACAACAAUUAGCCUUUAUAAACGCCUGCGCCCAAGAGGCAUUGGUCUCUCGCGAUCCACCCCGUGAAAUUUUCGAUCGGAUUCGUCGGGAGUUUCCAGGCCUUAUCGUGAGCUACAACGACGCUAUGCAGCGUCGCAUCCAGCGGGCCAAGCGUAGUGUGCAGCCACGGAUCCCUACAACUAUUGAUGAGGCCGAAGAACUCAUAAUGGAGCAUCCUGAAUACAAAGAUGCAUUCGAAGGUGGCGUUUUCUACCAAGGGCGAGUCCAAACGGCCGACGGAGGGGAUGCGUUUGUCUUUAUUUCACCAAAGCUGCUCCCUGAAAUUGCGCAGACCAUUGAACUGCAAGCAGACGGAACUUUUAAAAGUCUUCCUCUAUUCUUCAAGCAGCUUUUUACUCUUCAUGUAAGCCGCUUUGGGCAGGUAUAUCCUUUUGCGUUCGUUUUGAUGAACAAGAAGACCCGUCAGCUCUACGACGCUGUCCUUGACAAGAUUUUGACUGUGUAUGACGAUCUUUAUCCGGACGUGUACCUCAACGUUGAGAGACUUAUGUCAGAUUUCGAAAAUGCCAUUCAGUCAUCCUGCGAGCAAGCCUUUGUAGGCUGUACCUGCAUUGGCUGCUGGUUCCAUUAUGGACAGGCAAUUUGGAGGAGAGUCCAGAAAUAUGGCCUUACGGGCGCAUACCGGAGUAUACCUACUGUCUGUCGUAUCGUCAAGGAAAUGAUUGCUCUGGCCCUCCUACCAGCAGAUGCAAUAUUAGCAGGCUUCCAGGAUAUCAAAAAUACCCACAGAGAAGAUCUUAGGAGAGAAUCGGUCGAGAUCCAGGCGGCGAUCAAACGUCUUAUGGACUAUUACUACGGCUACUGGAUCGACACCAUUACUCCAGAAGGAUUUAGCGUAUUCCAAAUGCCCAACCGCACCAACAAUCUCGUGGAGGCAUGGCACAGAUGGUUCAACAAACGCUGUGGAGGAAGUCAUUUGAACUUCUGGGAUUUUAUACAUGCACUCAAAGAAUCCGAAAAUGCAAAGAUGCGGGAUUAUCAAGCAGACGAGAUAAAAGGGGCGGAUUACAUCAAACCAAAGACACCGUUCCAGCGUCGAAGGGAUUCCCAAAUUGCUGAAAAUGAGAGAUUGUACUUGGCGUCGGAUCGGAAAGCGGAAGACAUACGCAAUUUUCUCGUUAGGGCAAGAUAUUUCACAGAACCUGAUUUGAGUAAAAAAAACAUUUAGAUCUCUACGUAUUACAUCCAAUUUUUGCUGCUU